AAAAAUAAGGGUAGGCUUUUGUGGCUUCGAGUUGGAAGAGCCCAGAAGCCAGCGAGCCUUGGACGGAAGCGGAGUCGUCGUGGGAGUUGAAACUUCAGGCAGAUAAGCAGCUAGCGGAGCAGCUUUUUGGGAGCUCACUAGGAGGUGGAGGAGCUGCAAAAAGGAAAAAAAGUGUGUGUACCCCAAAAGAAAUUGUGAAAAUUGUGUGUGUGCUUGCCUAAAAAGACGAAGAAGUAACCUCAAUGUAAGAGAACCAAAGGAGUUGCAGAGGCCACACGAAAUUCAGGCAACCGCAGACUUUCAGACUUCUAGACCGGAAGUGACGAUCCACUUGCAGCAGCAGCCAACCCCCAAAAUCCAUCCUCCCGCCCCCAUAACCAAAGACAACCCCUAUUUAUGAUUAUCGUGCUGCUACUUCUGUUCCAAUCGCUGUGCCUCUACUGCCAACGCCUGGUGCUCUACGUCCACGACCGAUGCUUCCCAAAGAACGUGCGCCUGCUCCAAGAGGUGGCCGAAACGGUGGGCGAUCGUAAGGCCGUCCAGCGCCUGGCCGAGCAGCAGUUGGAGCAACAGAAACGCAGCCAGAAGCGACGCAUCCUCGAACCCAUCUUGCCUCUCGUGGGGGGCCUUAACUCGGAGGCCUGUCGCUUCUGUGCCCACAGUCCUCAAGGCUAUUGUCGCCAUCACUUUCAUCUCCAGGAGCUGCAGUUGCAUAAGCAGCGCUUCUCCUCCAGCGGAGAGCAGGAUUUCCGGCAACUGCGAAGGAUUAAGCGAGAGCUAAAGAGGAGUAUCGGGCAGCAGCAGCAGCCGGUGAGGAGCUAUCGCCCUUUGAGAUUCGAUGCUAGCUGGAGCAGUAGUUCCCUAAGCAGUGGCUACGCUUCGCUGGGCAGUUGUGGCACUCAGGAGCAAGAGGAACUGCCAGAGUACCAGGAGGAACCGGCUUUAGGAGAGGUUUUGCCUGAGGAAGAACUACUGGAGCUGCAACAGGAAGCAGAAUCUAAUGAUUCGCUGCUUCUAAACACGGACAUGUAGACCACU
This is a messenger RNA of Drosophila kikkawai, 1038 nucleotides long. RefSeq lists its product as uncharacterized. The record is from RefSeq and is a predicted model, not a curated record. NCBI's taxonomy places the organism in Eukaryota, Metazoa, Arthropoda, Insecta, Diptera, Drosophilidae.